Pomacea canaliculata is the source of this 2129-nucleotide messenger RNA. RefSeq lists its product as uncharacterized. Lineage: Eukaryota; Metazoa; Mollusca; Gastropoda; Architaenioglossa; Ampullariidae. The transcript is spliced from 7 exons. The record is from RefSeq and is a predicted model, not a curated record. The coding region runs from base 196 to 2106 and encodes 636 amino acids.
AAAUACGCACUUAGAAGGUCCUUUGCUAGCAGAAGCCUGACAAAGCAGGUAUCACGGCUUCCUGUCCCCUCUCAGUGCAAAAUCGAUUCUAGGAAGAAGCACUUUCACGCCAAGCCAGGAAGCCAACCAACCAACCAGCCAGCCAACCAACCAACCAGCCAGCCAACCAACCAAAGAAAGGUAAUCGUGGCAGUCAUGGCGAAGAGUUCAGUUAAGGACAAAUCUUCAAAAUUGUACAUUCAUGCCCUGACAAAUGCAGAAGCUGCCAUCCUCAAAGGACAAGGGAAGAAAAACUCUCCGCUUAAGGAGAUUAAAAAGAAAACGGGUGCCAGUGUAAAGCUGGACUGCGGCCCCAUGAAAGACACACAGAUCGCCAUCAUCAGAGGUUUGCCACAACAGAUGGAGAAGGCACUUGAGUUCAUUGGUCAAAUGAUCGGUGCCCAGGGAACCAUCACACAGCAGGCUCAAAGAUUCUGGCUGAGGUGGGUUGAAGACGCAUUUCCGGACUUGGAGUCUCGUUCCUACUUUGUGCCACCCGUCUUCCUCAACCGCGUGCCCAUGACAGUCGAAAUGUUUGCUGGUCACGUGGUGCGUGUCUUCGCAGCGCCACACGGUCAGGCGGAACCAUCCGGGGUUCCUCACCCUCCUCCCGCUGCACCCAGGAGAGCCACCCCCAAAGUCCUCGACAGUGACGUCAGAGAUGACGCAGCCAUGCAGCGCGUGCUGACCUGCUUAGCCAGGAUGUCCCGGAGCAGCGGGGAAGUGUUGAUGGGCGUGAGUCAGCUUCAGUUCGAGCACUACCUGGGGGAAGAAAUGUAUGCUUUAGCAUCCGAGCAGCUGCCUCGCCCCUGCAGGUGGCAGCGCGGCGACUUUGAUGUCCUCCUCAUCCACCGCCAUCACGGCUUCGUGGUGUUUGAGGUCAAGGCCAUUGGCUACAAUGUGCGGCAGCUGGACAUGUCUGAGGAGCAGCUGUACACGCAGGUCCGAAAGAAGUUGAAGCAGGCCGCCUACCAGCUGAACAAAGCGAAAGCCUUCCUGUCCCACGUGGUCUCUGACGUAGUUUCCGGUCUGCGUGUCAGCGUAGCGAUGGCUUUCCCUUACAUCAGAGCUGCUCAGGUAGAGAAUGCUAUCGCAGCGGAUCAGGAAGGUUUGGCUCAGAAGCUUAGUGAAUGUCUCGGCACAUCACCAGAUCCUUCCGACAUCGCCAGCAUGUGUCUGUGCUCGGAGCACCUGUCGGAUCCCACAUACGACCUAAGUGAUGAGGGUCUAACAAAGCUCCGCGAUUGGUGGAAGCGAGGCGUGGAGAAGACCGGCCCUGACCCAAAGAUGACCUCUCACCUCUACAAAAUAUUGUUGGCCAGAUUUUGUGGGCCUGCCACAACCGUGACUGUGCCUUGCGUCUCUUCUCCCCGCAAGUCCCUCAAGACCCUGGGUCCUGCCGUGUCCAUCAUCGGGGACUGCUUUCACGAGAUUGCCUUAUUCCCCGAGCAGGUCGACCUGUUGAAAACAGCGCCAUCUAGGUUGAUUUUGGCGGGCCCUCCCGGCACCGGAAAGAGUGUGAUGCUUCUUCUGAUAGCUGCCAGAUGGCUGCUGGGUGGUAAAGAUGUCUGCAUCCUGAGCUCCUGGAGCUACAGUCGCGCCGCCAGCAUCAUGCUGCGCAACCUGCUGCAGAAGACGUUGACAGCGAAGCAAGAGUCCGCGACGCAGGUGGGUCAGCUUCACCUGGUGGAGAUCGAACUGAUUAAUGGAAGGGACGCAGGCAAGGCUCUGAGGGACAUAGUCAGGAGAGCCAGAGGUGGAGAGAUCUACAUCAUCGCCGACGAGGGGGGACCUGACGAGCUCCCGUGGGGGAACUACUUCAAGACUUUCUGCGAGAAGAUGCUGGCCCGGUGUCCCGGACUCCACCUGUGGGCCGCGAGCUGCUUACAAGGCACCGUACCCACUGGUUGGCAGGUGGAGCACCUGACCAGACCCCUCCGCUGUCCCCCGGCAGUAGUCCAAGAAAUCGAGCAGGCCAACCAGAUGACCAGCCAGCCACACCGCCCGCCACUGGUCCGGGCUUACACCAGCCGUGGGUACCCGAUCACACGGAGGGUCCAGCUGUGAAGAGGGUCUAUCACCAAGGCCUG